AUGGUUUAUUAUUAAGUUUAAUCUUAAACAAAACUUCAAUUGCAAGGGCCACAGCCUCUUUAUAUGGAAUGUAAAAAUGACUUAAAAUGUAAAAAAAUAAAUAUCUUUUAAAGAUGACAAUGGUUUUGUAGGAAAUCAAUACUUUUAUAAGUAUCUAACUUAAGAAGGAAGUCUAUAAUCUCUGGAUAAAAUUUCCUUUAGUUUAUGGAUGAUGGUGCAUUCUAAGAUGAAAAUGACAGGAAGAUAAAUUAUAUUUAGUUUUGUCGAUGGGUUUACAGAAAAUGCUGUAUUUAAGUUAAUUUAUCUAGUACUUAAAUCUGAUGCUUUAUUAUAAAAAAGAAUUGAGUGAUUAUUAUUUGUAUUUAGUAAAUAAUAAAGUCACUCCUGAAAUUUUGAGACUGAAAAUUAUUUAGUAUAUUUUUUACUUAUAAAUUUUAGGGAAAAUGAUCUAUUCAAAGAUACUUGGAAUCAUAUAUUUCUUUCCAUUGAUUAAAAUUCUACUAAUAAUACUUUUAUCAAUCUAAAAUUUUUUUCAACUCAUUACUAUUAACUUUUUCAAAUAACUGAUACACUUGUUUAUCAAAAGUAGUUAUUCAACCUAAUUUUAGAUUAGUUUUUAAACUUGGUUAGCAUACAAGAAUAACAAAUGAAAGACUUAAAUUUAAUGAUGCACUGGAUUACAAGGCUUGUAUUAAUGUAGCAAAUUUUGACUAUUUUAAUGGAUGGACGUCUAUGGAUUAAGAAAUGUAUGUUGAUUAUGAUCCAAUUCUUAAAUUCGCAUUAAAACCUUAUGCAUCAAAUGGUAUUGUAGUAGAUUAAGUUUUUGAUUAAAUUAAUUUGAGAUAAUUUACACUACCUCUUGAUUAUACUGGAAAUAUUGGGAUAAAUUUGUAUAAAAGUUCAUAGAUAGUUUAUAAUUUUUUAGAACAAUUUACUUCAUUAACUUUUAUGUUUUGGAUUAAACCUUAAAAUAUAAAAUCUUCAUUUUAAUUUUUAUCUUUAACAGAUGAUAUUUUAUAAGAAACAAGUAUAGGAUUUGGAGUUGGUAAAAAUUAUGAUCUUUUGUUUUAUUAAAUUUAUUCUAAGAUACCAGCAGGUGCAUUAAGUGCCAACACUUGGAAAUAGGUAACAGCUGGUUUUUUAGAUAUUGGUUAUAACGCAAACUUUGAACCUUUAAAUUAAAAAAAAGCAAUGAGAAUACUUAUUGAUAAUGUCUAAACGAAAUUAGAUAUAGUUACAAAUAUUAAACCAUACAAAAGAUUAAUUAUUGGACCUGUCUUUAUGGAUGAUUACGGAUUAGAAAUUAUAGAGAUAUAAGAUAUAAAAAUUUUUAAAGGAAAUGGAAUUAAGUAAGUCUUUAAUUAAGAUUGUUAAUUAUUUGUUGGAUAGUAUUGUGCAUUUUGCAAAUAAGGAACUCAUUAUUGUAAAGAAUAAGAUCCUAAUGAUGAUAGUAAAGUUUAUAAUUGUCCAGCUGGAUAUAAAGAAUCAAAUAAUGAAUGUAUAAAAAUCAUAAUUUAAAAUUGUCUAAGAGUUUCAUCAUCUACAUGUGAAGUAUGUGCAGAAGGAUAUUAAUUAACAAAUGGUUUAUGCUAAUCAACAGUAAAUGUUUCUUCUCCAUAUUAUUGUAAAGAUUCUAAUGCUUAAUAUUGUUAAGUUGUAAAUUAAAUAAGCAAGCCUGUUUAAAAUAGAAAUGAUAUAAGUAAAUUAUGCUUAAAUAAUCUCUAUUCAAAUAGUAUGAAUACUUGUUCUGGAAAUCAAGUAGCAAAUUGUUAGAUAUCUUAAUUUCAGUCUUCUUGUGCCUUAUGUUAACCUGGUUUUGCUUUACCUUAAAAUAAAAUAUGUGCAAAAGAUUGCUCAAUUGAUUUUAGAUUUUAAAAAGCAGAUGGUUAUUGUGUAAAUAAAUGUGAAAAAUAUUUAUUCAGUAUAAUUUGUGUUAAUUUAAGAAGUCAAGGACUAUAUUCAUGUAAUCCAUCAAAUAUUUGUUCAGGUUCUGAAAAAGAUAUUGGUUAUUAUUGUUUAAAAAGUGAAUAAAGUGAAAUUGGAAAAAGUAAGAUUUGUUAAAUAGUGAAGAAAAGAGUGAUUGAAAAUGUCCCUAUAACUUGCAACAAAAAUUGUAAAUAUUGUUAUGGGACUUCAGAAACUAAUUGUUUGGGAUGCUAUGACAAUAUGUAUUACAAUCCACAUACGACAUCUUGUUAAGCAGAUUGUAGGAGUACAAGUGCUAAAGCUAGAUUUAAGUUAAAUAAUAAAUAUUCUUGGGUGUGUGAAUUAGAAUGUCCUUCUUGGUUAUAUACUCAAGGGAGUGAAUGUGUAAAAGAAUGUAGUUAAGGAUAUAAAUUAUAUAAAAAUUAAUGCUUUACAACUAAUUUAAUUGAAACUUAUUAAACAACAUUAGAGAUUUAAAAUAAUGAAAUAACAAAAAUAAUUGAUAUACUCAUUGAUUGCCCAGAGUUUUGUGAGUCAUGUACAAAUGAUAAAAUUUGUACAAAAUGUCUAAAUGUCUAUCCAAUGGAUUAAGGUAUGUGUGUUGAAUCAUGUUAUCCAAAAUAUUUAGAUAUAUUACUUGAGUCAUAUUCAUGUAAAGAGAAUUGUGGAGCGGGAGAUUUAAUUUAUAGUAAUGAAAAUAUUAAUGGAUAUUCUUUAAAUUAAUGUUUUAAAUAAAAAUGUGGAAUAAUUAAAGUUAAUAAAGAAUAUUAAACUUUUUUACAUUAAACUGAUUUACAUUUGUGUGUUUUUCCUUGUGAAGGAGGAUAUUAUGGUCAUCCUAUUCUUCUUUAAUGUUAACCAUGUCAUUUUAAGUGUAAAACAUGCGAUUAAUAUCCGAUAUUUUGUACAUCUUGUUUCCCUAUGACAUUUUUAUAAGAUAGUGAUUGUUUUGAUUCAUGUAAAGGUAAAUUUUAAAAUUAUAUGAAUUGGAAAUGCGAAGGAUCUUGUUCAUCAGGAUUUAAAGUUAUAGAUAAAGCUUUGAAUAUAAAUGCUUGUGUUGAAAAAUGUGGAGAAAUCUUUGCAACUUAUUUAUAUUCUUGGAACAAUGGUUGUUAUGAAAUAAAACCAGAAAUAGGUGCUUAUUGUGAAGGAUAUGAAUGUUUUAAUUGUAAUUUCAAGUGCAAAACAUGUUCAGGUCCUAAUUCUAAUUAAUGUUUAACUUGUAAACCAAAAUCGUAUUUAUAAAAUAAUGAAUGUGUUAAAUAUUGCAUUUAAUAAUUAUAAGAUGAUAUUCAUUGGUUAUGUGUUGAUGAAUGUCCAAAAGAUAGUUUUAAGACAUCAGGAUAUAUAUCAAUUAAUGGUAGUAGUAUAUAUGUAACAUCAUGUGCUAUUACUUGCUUAUUUGAUUAAUAUUAAUUUAAAGAAAACUGUUAUAACUCUUAACAAAACGAGACUUAUUGUUUAAAAAGAGAUAAUUAUUAUUAUUGUGAUAAUUGCGCAUCUGUUUGUAAAGUGUGUGAAACUGCUUAUUCUACAUCAUGUACAGUAUGUUCUUAAGGAGCAUAUUUAUAAGGAACUACAUGUUAUACUGAUUGCCCCAAUGCUACACCUUAUAAAGAUGAUAGUAUUUAAAAAUGUGUUGCAAGUUGCCCUUAUUAUGCAGAAAAUGGUCGUUGUGUUUAUUCAUGUUCUCCUUCAUACUACUAAUACUUUGAAAAAAAACUUUGCUAUUAAAUGGGAUGUCCAAUAGGUACAUAUAAUUAACUUUAUACAAAAUAUUGUUAUAAUUGUUAUAGUGGUUGUGCAACAUGUACUGGAGGAGAUUAUAAUAAUUGUUUAUCAUGUUUACCUGGUUAUUUUUUAAAUGGAGGAACAUUAUGUCUUUAAGGUUGUACAAUAAAACCUAAAUUAAUUUAAGAUUGGGUAAAUGAGGCAUGUGUCUAAAAUUGUCCUUUAGGGACAUAUUUAUAAACAUUGCCUGGAGGAGCACUUGCUUGUAAAAAAGAUUGUCCUAUUUACUAUUAUUCUAAUUUAUGUGUUUCAUCAUGUCCUGAAUAAACUUAUUUAGAUUAAUAAAUUUGCAAAAGUUGCGCUAGUCCUUGUUCAGAAUGUUUUGGUUCAAAAAUAAAUUAAUGUACUAAAUGUGAUUUUGGAUAUUAUAUCGAACAAACUACAUGUUAUGCUAUUUGUCCUGAUUAUAAACCUUAUGCAAAUUUAGCUGAUUAAAGAUGUGUUGUCUAAUGUCCUGAAUAUUUAUACUUAAAAAAAAAUUUCUGCUUUUCUCCUUGUCCUACUUUCUUAUACUAUUAUGAAUUACAUGAUAAAAAAGAAUGUGUUGAUUAAUGUUAUUCAAAAUCAUAUUUAUGGCUUGGUAAAUGUUAUGAAUGUGAUUCAAUAUGCAAAGAAUGUUAUGGUCCUAAUAAUGGUAAUUGUCUAGAAUGUGAACUACCUUACUUUUUAAAUGAAUAGACAUGUGGAAAUACUUGUCCAUAAUUUUAUGAUUUAACUGAUCAUAUAUGUAAAGAUGCAUGUCCUGUUCAUUUAGUUAUUUAAGAUGUUAAUUGCUAAAAUGAAUGUGAUUCUGGAUAUUUAAUCUAUAAUUAAAUUUGUAUCUAAUUAUGUCCAACAUUUACAUUUUAAAUAGAUAAUUACUGUUAUGAUUGUAAUCUAUUUUGUAGUACUUGUUUUGGAUCUACAGCUCAUCAAUGCUAUUCUUGUAUCAAUAAUUAUUUUUUAGAUGGAUAAAGUUGUAAAUCAGAAUGUCCUUUAUUUUAUAAUAGAGAAAUAAAUGAAUGUAUGUCAGAAUGUACUGAUGAUCUAUAUGAAAUAACAGAAAAAAAAGAAUGUGUAUCAUCAUGUCCAUUAAAUUAUAUUAUUUGUGAAUCUAAAUGUGUUUUAGGCUUAGAAGACGGAUAUUAUUUAGAAGAUGAUGAAUGUUAAAAAUGUGAUCCUAAAUGUACAAAAUGCACUUCAGCAACAGUAUGUUAAGCUUGUGUUUAAAAUUUUUAUCUUGAAGUUUAAUCUUGUGUUAAUUUUUGUGUAAAUUAAUAUCUCUUCAUGGAUCCUAUUUCUAGUUAAUGUGUAACUAAAUGUCCACCUACAUUAUAUCAUCAAGAAUCAUUUGGUAAAAGAUUUUGUGUAGAAGACUGUAAUUUUAAACUUUAUGAUCAAUGUUUAUCAGCUUGUCCAAAAGGAAUGUAUUCACUAAAUAAAGUAUGUACAAAAUGUCCUUAAAAUUGUGAAGAAUGUGAAUCUGAUACAAAAUGCACAAAAUGCUUAUUUGGAUAUUAUUUUUAUUAGGAAUUAUGUUUUCAAAGUUGUGUUACUGGAAAAAAUGAUAGAAAAAACAUUAAAUGUGUUGAGGAAUGUGAUGCUUCUUUGUAUGAAUAUGUAGAUGAAUGUUUAGAAAAUUGCCCGACAGAUCCAGUUUUAUAUAAAAAUAAAAAGAUAUGUUCUCUUGGUUGCCCAAAUAAUACAUAUUAAGACGAAAGAGAAUGUGUAGAUUGUCAUGCAUCUUGUUUAACGUGCAUAGGACCUGCAGAUAAAGAUUGCGUCACUUGUUAAGAUGGAUAUUAUUUGGAUAAUUAAAUUUGUUCAAAUACAUGUUCAUUUUUAUAUGAUGAAGUAAAUAAAGAAUGUGUUGUCACAUGUCCUACAAGUCUGUUUAAAGAUUAAGAUAAAUGUGUAGAAAUUUGUAGUGCUUAUCAAUAUAUUAAUAAUUGUGUGAAUGCUUGUCCACCAUUAACUUAUGCUUCUAAUUCUAAAUGUUUUGAUUGUCCUGAAAACUGUCAAGAAUGUAAUUCUAUUGGGUGUACAAUUUGUUUUUCUGGUACAUUUUUGUAUGAUGGCUUAUGCAAUAAUUAUUGUCCAUACUAUUAUAAUGAAGUAAACAAUCAAUGUACUCAAUUAUGUCCAAAAGAUACCUUUGUAUAUAUAGAUCAUUGCUAUUCUAAAUGUCCAGUGAGCACUUAUUAAUAUAAAAAUUAAUGUCUUUUGGCAUGUCCAUCUUCAACAGUUAUGCUAAAUAAUGUAUGUAUUUCAUGUUCUGAAAGAUGUUUAAUUUGUAAGAAUGAUUAUGAGUGUUUAAAAUGUGAAAACCCAUAUUAUUUAUUUAAUGGUUAUUGCAUUGUUUAAUGUCCUUUAUAAUUACCAUUUGAAGAUGUGGCUAAUGGUUAAUGUGUUACAGCUUGUCCUCCCGAAUCUUAUGAAAAAGGAUAUUAAUGUGUCAAGGAGUGCAAUCUAAUAAUUCACUAAAAAUUAUGUUUAAAAACAUGUCCUACUGGAUAUUAUGGCAAUGAUUAUUGUAAACCAUGUCGAUUAGAAUGUAAGGCUUGUACGAGUUUUGAAGUUUGUACUGAAUGUAGUGAAAAUUUCUUCCUUGAAUUUAAUUAAUGUGAAACAUAAUGUACUAAAAUAAAAGAUUUAAAAUCAAAAUCAUGUGUGGAUGUUUGCAACAAUUUUUUAUACAAAAAUGUAUGUUAUGAAACCUGUCCUUAAAAAACUUAUGAAUAAGGAAAUGAAUGUGUCUUAAAUUGUAUUGAUGGUUAUUAUGGUUCUACAGAUUAUAAAUGUUAAAAGUGUCCCUCCUAAUGUGUUAAUUGUAACAAUAAUUUAGAAUGCACCAAAUGCAAUAUAGGAUAUUAUUUACAUAAUAAACAAUGUUUAGAUUAAUGUCCUUCAUAAUUUUUUUCAAAUCCUAUUCUUAAUGAAUGCUCUACGAAAUGUCCUUAAACAACAUUUAUAUUUUAUAAUUCUUGUCUUUUUGAAUGUCCUUCUGAAUAUUAUAAUGAUAUGGAAAAUUAUUAAUGUGUAAAAAAUUGUGGAUCUUAAUAAUAUUUAAGCAAAAAAAAUUGUUUAAAAUGUUCUAUAGAAUGUGAUUAAUGCACAGGAAAAGGAAAUAAUAAUUGCAUUAAAUGCGCAAAAGGUUUUUAAUUAAAUGAAGAUGGUCUUUGUAUUGGUAAUUGUAAAGAUGGAUAUUACAAAUAAGAUAAUUCUUGUUAUUAAUGCUUACAUAAAUGUUAAAAAUGUUUAAAUGGAACUGAUUGUACUAAAUGUAGGGGCUCUAAUAGAAAUGCUUAAGAUUGUUCUUGUCCAAAAGGAUACUAUGAUGAUGAAUUCUAAGAUGAUUGCAAAAAAUGCCCAUGUGAUGAAUGCACAUCAAGUGAUAAUUGCCUUAUAUGUAAAAAUAAUCUCCAAAUUCCAAAAUGUAAUUGUGAUCGAGUUCUUAAUGAUGAUUGGUGUAUCACUUGUAAAGUAGCAAAAGUCAAAAUCUAUUAUUCUGAUGAUCUUAAUCAAAUAAUUGUAUACUUUGGUUAUUUGAUUUCUGUUAAUUUAAUCAAUCCAUUUUAACCUUCAAACUGUUCUUAAUGGUUCGAUAAUUCAGAAAUAUUUGGCUAAAAUGCAUAGUGUUAUUUAGCAUGGAAUAGAUAUUCAGUUCACAUUAUAUUAAAACCUUAUGCAUCUGUUACGAUUGGAGAUCAGUUGACUUUUAAGAGUUCUUUUUAUAGAGAUGUAGAUUAGGGUAUUUGUGAUGGUAUUUUUAUUGAAUAAUUUAUUGAGAAUAAAGUUAAAGAACCUUAAAUCUUUAUAAAGCCUUAUAUUCUCUUUGAUGUUCCUUCUUUUAUAAGUACAUGCAAAUAUACAUUAAUUAAAUAAAUUUUACUAGAUGGUACUGGAUAAAAAAUCUAAAAUGUUCUAUCUUGGACCCUAAAAGAGAUGGAAAAUGAUGAAUAUUUUCUGCAAAUGGAUGAAUUUUUAGCUAGUCAAUCAAAUGAAAUUACAAUUCCUUUAGGAACCUUAGUACCUAAUGUUACAUAUACAAUAACAGCGAAGUAUGUUAAUUUUUUUUAGCGAGUUAAUUUCACUACAUUUACAUUCACAACUCUACCUAUACAAGCACCUUAUGUAUAUUUAUCAUUUGAACCUCUAAUGGCAAAAGUUUAUGUUUUUGAUUGUCAUGUAUCUUUUUAAGAUAUGAAAAAUGAAUUCAAUAUUAUUAUAGAGAUAUAAGGUAAAAAUAAUGAGACAUAUUUGUAAACUUCUUAUCAAAUAAAUCCAAUUUAUAAUAUUCCUUUAAAUGAAUCUCUCCUUCCUAAAGAAACUCCCUUAUAUUUUAGUGCAUCAACUGGAAGUUCAAUAAUAAAGGAAGUGUUUUAUUUAAAAUCAAAAGAGAUUUAUAUAAAUUUUUUGCAAAAUAAUAGAUUUAUUGGUUUAGAUAAUUAAAUUAAUGCAAGAGGUUAUGAUAGAAAUAUAAAAGAUGAGGUUUUGAGCACAAGAGGAAUCAUUUAUGAAUGGCUAUGUAAUAAUUUACACAAUUUAUAACCUUGUAAAACAGAUGAAAAUUAAAUUAUGCAAUUUCCUUCUAGAAGAAUUGUUAAUAUCUUUGCUGAUAGUUAAAAUACAACUUUUGUAUUUUUUGUAAAAGCUUCUAAAGGUAAUAGAUGGACUGUUAAAGAAUAACUGAUUGUCAUAACUGACUUUAAUAUUGAGGAAGAAUUUUAUAUUAAUAAUAAUAUACCUUAAAAUUACAUCAAUGCAAAUGAUGAAGCGACAAUUUUGAUAAAAAAAUAAUAAAAAUAUGCAUUUAUCAUACAAUAAUAUAAAAUUUUAGAAUCUUUUAAAAUAUCAAGUUUAUCAAUUAAAUUUAGAUUAGCUGGUUUAACAACUGAUUAUAAUAAUCCAAUAUACAUUUAUUUAAUACCAGGAAAUGAAUCAAUAGCUUUGAAAUUGAAUGAUCCACCUAAAGAGGGAACUUUAAAUAUAGAACCAUUAAUAGGGGAAUCUUUAGACUAUUUUUAUUAUACUCUUACAAAUAUUUAAGAGGGAAAUUUAAUAAGUUUUUAUUAUUAUUUUGAAAAAUCUAUUCUAGAAAAUGAUGUAAACAUAUAAUCUACAAUCAAUGGAAUUCCAUUGAUAACAAAAUCAAAAGAAACUUCUGGAUAAUUUUAAUUACCAAAUGGAAUCGCUAAUAAUUCAAUAUCAGUUCUAUGUGAAAUUCAAUCAUUUUCUGGUGCUAAAUCUUACUUGAAAUAAGAUAUUAAGAUUGUUACAAAAAAUUAUGAAUUUUAAUAAUUAUACAAAUCAUUAAAAAAUAAAACUAAUUUUGAAGAUUUGUAAAGUCUUCACACUAUGAUUGCAUUAAUUUAAUUAGAAGAAUAGGAGGUUUGUUUAAAACAGUGUUCUGGUGUUGGAAUAUGUGUGAAUAAUAAAUGUUAAUGUCCUCCUGGAUAUUACUUUGCUGAUUGUAGUGGAAAUAAAGAUUAAUAAAAAUAAUUUUAUGACUUUUUAAAUUAAGUUACAUCAUUCUUGAUCAAAAAACCUAUAAAUAAUAAUGGCGAUAUGAAAUUGUUUAGUCAAUCACUUUUGUUUUUAUAAUAAUCUAACUCAAGUAAUACCAUAAGUUUAGAGGAUUGUUAAACCAUAUUAUAAUCUUAUAUAUAAAACACAAAUUAUAGAUUAGAAUAGAUCAAUUAACACUCAAUAAAUUUAUAAUAUUAAUCUACUGAAGAUUUUAAUUAUUCCCAAAUAGACAUUCGUUCUUUAAUUAAUAAAAAUGAUUUACAUGUUGCCCUUAAGAGCACUGUUUUUAUGUGGGAAAAGACCAUCUUUACUUAAGGUUCAAACAUUUAUUAACUACAAAAUUAUUUAGGCAACUUUAUAAAUAAUAUAAUUGAAUUAUCUAUCUUUGCAUUAAAUCCAAAUGAAAAAAUAGAUUUUUCAAUAGAUACUGCAUCCAUAACUAUUUAUAAUUCUAAAACAAUCCCUUAAUUUUCAAAUAGAAUUUUAGAAGAAAUCCAAAGCUAUUAAUAAUAGACAAGUUAUGAUGUCGUUUAAGCAAUCUAUAUUAGAAACUAUUAUGCUUUUGAUGGGUAUUUCCCAUAUCCAUCAUAAAUUUAUCCAUUAUAUAGUUUUUAAAUCAGAUAGUCAAAUCGAAAAGAAAAUAUAGAAUUAAAUUAACCUAUUUCCUAUAAAUUUGGCAUUUAAAAUGAUACAACAAAUUUAGUUUGUUUAUAAAGAAACUACAAAACUUAUGAAUGGUCUAGUAGCAAUUGUACUAUUUCUUCAGUAAAUUCAACUUACUUUUGUAAUUGUACAACUCUUUCCCCUACAACAAUUUGUAAUGACUACGAUAAUAUUUAUCAAGGCACACCAGAAUUCAAAUUAGUUCUUCCUAAUAUUUUUUAUAUCUUUUACUUUACACAAUUAGUUAUUUUAGGAAUAUUUUGGAGCAAAGCAAAAGUAUCAGAAAACGAAAAAUUAAUUGAAAAUACGAAAUUUGGUCGUGUUUUUAAAAUAGCAAAAAGAAGCAAAACAAAAAUAGUUGGUAACAAAAUCUCCCAUGCUGAAUAAGAGAAAGACGAAAAAGAGCUAAUAGUAAAACAGGAAAUUGACAAAACAAAUUAAAACAGCAAUAAAUUUCAUUUUAAUUAUUUUUGGGUACGUAAUUUUAUGUAUAUAUAGAAAUAUCAUUGCUUAUCAUAAUUGAUAUAUAAAUAAUUGUAUUAUCUUAGCCCAUUUAUGAGAUCUCUCUUAAUAUUAUUGAGAUGGAAUUGUGCAUUAAUUGUUGGAGAAGUUUUAAGUUUAUCAUAAUUUGAAUAUUAAGUUUCUAUUUGGAUCGUUCUUGCAUCAAUCUUAAUCUUAAGAUUUAGUGAAAGUUUAAUUAAAGUAUAAUUUAUUCUAUUUUUAGAAACAAAUUAAGUAUUUUUUUGUUAUGAGAUAGCCAAUUGUUGGUGGAAUAAUUAAAAUCUUAAUAUUUUUACUUUUAUCUUCAACAUUCUUAUUUGGAUUAUAUUUAUAUUUUAUGAUAAACAACCAAACAAAAUUAGUAAUUUAAAUAUAUAAUUAAGAUUAUUUCAUAUACCGGUGCAAUAUUAGCUGAUAUCCUUCUAAUUGAUAUAAUUAUAUUUAGUUCAAAUAGGUUUUUAGGGGAAAAUAAAAAAAGAAAUAUACGAAAAAGAGUAAACGAACUAAAAUAACUUAAACAAAUAUAAAAAUAGAAUGAAUGA
This is a messenger RNA of Paramecium sonneborni, 10931 nucleotides long. The record is from the annotation of a GenBank genome assembly. Lineage: Eukaryota; Ciliophora; Oligohymenophorea; Peniculida; Parameciidae.